AUGUUCUGUCUGAUGAAUUUCAGUCUUUUCCUCUCAUGUGUGCUCCUCUUCAUCACACAGCCAGGUCACGGUUCUGAGAUCAUUCAAGGGAAAGAAGUUGAGCCGCACUCGCUGCCUUUCAUGGCUUAUUUAAGAAGUAAACUGUCUUGGUGUGGAGGAACAUUGAUCCAUCCACAGUGGGUGCUGACGGCUGCCCACUGCACUCGUAUGUAUAAGGCGGUCCUGGGAGCACACUCCAUCAGGGAAAAGGAGAAAGAUUCAAAGCAGAUCCGAGAGGUUGAGAAACGUUUUCCACAUCCCAACUACACCCGUGUAACCAAGGGCAACGACCUCAUGUUGCUGAAGCUUCAGGAACCAGUGACUCUGACCAGGACAGUCAAAUGGCUCAAGUUAGGCAAAACCAUCAGAGACCCGGCAGCUGGCAGCAGGUGUCUGGUGGCUGGAUGGGGACGAACCGAAACAAAACGAAAAUCAGACGUCCUCAUGUCUGUCAAUGUGACUGUGGUCGACAGACAGACGUGCAACUCUCGUGAUUAUUACAACCACAGACCUGAGAUCACCAGAGACAUGAUAUGUGCUGGUUCAGAUGGUACAAACGUCGCUGAUACCUGUCAAGGGGAUUCAGGAGGGCCGCUGCUGUGUGAUGGAGCGCUGGUUGGAGUCACGUCUUUUGGAGCAGGUUGUGGUGUCAUUAAAAAACCUGGAGUCUACUCGUUUGUCUCAAGGAAACAACUGAAGUGGAUCAAGAAGACAAUGAAAUCAUUCUAAAUGUCAUGAAACCACAGGCGUCAGUCUGCACGAGCAAGAUGAGAACCUUUGAUGGUUUAUGGUAAAUCUGUCAGUGCUGUGUCUGUAGACCAUUAUCCAUUUGAUCAUUUCAGUGUUUC
Molecule: messenger RNA, 887 nt
Organism: Pelmatolapia mariae (spotted tilapia)
Lineage: Eukaryota; Metazoa; Chordata; Actinopteri; Cichliformes; Cichlidae
Product: granzyme K-like
Exons: 5
Coding region: 1-768 (255 amino acids)
Biological process (GO): proteolysis
Molecular function (GO): serine-type endopeptidase activity
Source: RefSeq, a predicted model, not a curated record